This is a messenger RNA of Selaginella moellendorffii, 757 nucleotides long. Its product is annotated as calcyclin-binding protein. The record is from RefSeq and is a predicted model, not a curated record. Bases 66 to 680 code for a protein of 204 amino acids. Gene Ontology annotation, molecular function: ubiquitin protein ligase binding; tubulin binding; S100 protein binding. The transcript has 5 exons. Lineage: Eukaryota; Viridiplantae; Streptophyta; Lycopodiopsida; Selaginellales; Selaginellaceae.
AUCUAGGUCGAAAACUAGAGACGGCGACGCUGCGAGCGGGAUUCCUUGGUCUGUGGGGCGGAUUGAUGGCGCCGGACGUCAUGGAUGAUCUCCAGGAGCUCAAGGCGCUGCUGGAUCAAGCCAAGCGGCCGCGAGUGAAAUCGCUGCUCUCCGCCGAGAUCGAGAGACUGCAAAAGGGAUUGAUCGAAAACGAGGCGAAGCCGGCGGCGCCGCUGGAGAAAAUUCCAGUUGCUGCUCCAGAGCCGCGCUACACCACUGUGGAUUCGUUUAGCUGGGAUCAAGAUGAUAAGAGCGUGAAGAUCUACAUUGGAAUCGAGGGUGCCUCCGCUGACAAAGUAUCUUCGAAGUUCCAGGACGAGUCUUUCGAGAUCAAGAUCGAGGAUUUGGGAGGGAAGAACUACCGCUGUGGUGUUCCAAGGCUCCACAAGCCUAUAGAUCCAGCGGCAAGUAAUGUGAUUGUCAAGCCCAAGCGCCUUGUGGUGGUUUUGAAGAAGAUGGCCACGGCAAGAUGGACCGAUCUACACUACAAGGAAGACAAGUUUAAGCCGGAUGAAGGGAAGAAUCCGAUGGCUGGCAUCAUGGACCUGAUGAAGAAUAUGUACGACGAGGGCGACGAUAACAUGAAGAAAACGAUUGCUCAGGCGUGGACCGACGCAAGAGCCAAGCAGGGAGGACUGUGAAUCCUUUUGUUUUAGUUUGUUCUGCUUAGAUUGGAUGAUUUCCUCGCUGCGAAAUUAAUCUAUCAUGUUGUUACUGA